CACGCCCCCCGGCCCUGGGCGGUAGUGCGCGUUCCCGAGCGAGCGGCGCGCUCCUCGCGUCUUCCCUCCCGAGACCUCGAACGCGCGCAGCCGCCCACCCCGCCGCUGCCGUCGCCCCUCCGAAGGCCAGCGGCGCCAUGUCUUCGCCUCCAGAAGGAAAGCUGGAGACCAAAGCCGGACACCCGCCCGCCGUGAAAGCUGGUGGGAUGCGGAUUGUGCAGAAACACCCACAUACCGGAGAUGGAAAGGAAGAGAAAGACAAGGAUGAGCAGGAAUGGGAAAGCACCAGCCCACCUAAACCAACGGUGUUCAUCUCUGGUGUUAUUGCCCGGGGUGACAAAGACUUUCCCCCGGCAGCUGCACAGGUGGCCCACCAGAAGCCACACGCCUCCAUAGACAAACACGUUUCUCCAAGAACGCAGCACAUCCAACAGCCUCGCAAGUGACUGGCAUCCAGACCCCAGCACCCUCAGCGGCAGCAGCAGCAACCCAGGCCACCUCCCAGGAUGCUUCCCUGACCAAAAACUCAAACUUACCGCAUAGUUUACUAAGUUCAGAAACUUAAGGCAAAGCAAAGUGGGCUUUCGUUGUCUCAUACUUAAAAGUAGAAGAAGCUCAAACCCCGAAAUUUGUUUCUAAGAGUCCUAGUUGAGUGUCACCGGAGGGUCAUUGUACUCCCCAGAAGAAGAACAAAACACAACGGUGUGCUUCUUAACAAUUGUGCUGCCGUCCUGCCCUAGGAUGCCCUGGCCAGCCCCCAGUUCAUGGCUGCAGGUCCCUGCUCUCUGAAAAGUCAAAGCGAGAUGUAGAACCUUCUAGAGUGCUGCUCAUGGAGGGGGCUCCUGGCUGUCCCAGUGGCCUGCAGUGUCACCAGCUGCACGUCACUGCGGCUCUGUGAGCAGCGUGUACACCACCAGCCUUUCUGGGACUGCUCACUAGGCCUGUGCCACGGCGUUAGAGGAGGGAUGGGCUCCUCGAAUUCUAUGAGCAGUUUGGUAUCCCGGUAGUGAACUUAACAGUGAGACAUAAACCUCCAGACCCCGAGUUGUCCAUCUCUUCCUUUGUAAUUACUAAAAUGGUGUGAACCGAGGGUUGCUGUGGAGACCCUGGCUCGGCUGCAGCACUGGCGUGGAACCCACAGCCUUGCUCUGUCAUAUGGAGCCAAAUAUAGGAUGAGACCUUAGAGCCAGCAACAGCAGGUCCCCCUGUGUAGACCUUCUCACACAUCCUGAAACAUUCACAGUCCCUGUUAGUUCAGCAACCCUAGGGACUGCUCUGAGCUAGCUCUGGUGUGUGUCUGUGGAUCUAGGUCACUGAAUGCGACAAGUCUCCCUGAAGGACUUCUUAAUCUUUGACAUUGAAAAUAUAUUGACUACAAUAAAGCCCCUGCAUUUCUG
Molecule: messenger RNA, 1397 nt
Organism: Psammomys obesus (fat sand rat)
Lineage: Eukaryota; Metazoa; Chordata; Mammalia; Rodentia; Muridae
Gene: Dap
Product: death associated protein
Exons: 4
Coding region: 138-446 (102 amino acids)
Biological process (GO): apoptotic signaling pathway; negative regulation of autophagy; cellular response to amino acid starvation
Molecular function (GO): death domain binding
Source: RefSeq, a predicted model, not a curated record